AUGACGCAGCGCGUUACGAUUCCCGACAACUCGGUGUUCGAGGGAUACGGGUACCUUUACCGUGACGAGGCGGAGGUUCCGCCGCCGCUGCAGACCGCUAGUACGCAACACGGCGACGGCGUCAUGUACUGCAGCCUCAACAAUGACGAGGCGCUGCGGCAACUUCGCGCCGCACUCCGCGUAGAUGUGCCCCCGCAGCUAACGGCAGCCCUACCAAACGAUAAACCCGUUGACGUCGCAAAAGCGGCAGUAGCUGCAACUACUAUUGCACCUCAUCGCUGGGUGUAUCCGCCAGAUGCCCCACCGUUGGGACCGCUACCGUGGUCGUCGUUGUCUUCUUCUUCCUCCGGCACGAAAUACGAAAUUGAUAGAAUGAAAUCGCAGUGUCGUAUUCUGCAUGAUUGGAUGAUGUGCCAUGAUGGGCCUGAGGAAAGGGUGGCGGCGAAGAAGUUUUUGUGCACUGCGCGGAUGUUGCUGUGCCGCGAGUCGGUACAAGAACUGUUGGGUCGCACAGAAAGCCUCCUCCAGGAGUUGGAGGCGUGGCCUGCAGUGGUCAACGCGGCACGGGCACAGGUAUACGACUGGAGCAAUGACACCACGUUGAGUGGAAUACAUGAAUUCAUAAAGGAUGUGAUGCGAACGGACGAGGCCUGUGCUCGGCUGGCGGAGCUGAUGGACCGUUUUUCUCUUGUCGCCCCGUUAGUGGAGGAGGCGGCCUUCCGCUCGGCAGCGCUAGAGGAGAUUCAAGAGUGGUCAUCCGAGAGUCUUGUGUCGUCACUGCAAGCACUCCAGGGUUCGAUUCACGAAUGGAAUGCACGCGCUGAGAAGGAUCGGCAAAGCAUAGUGACCAGUUCCAAUUUACUGCUAGAGCGGAUCACCGCAAUCCAAAAUAAGCGGCAUCAAGGAUUGAUCUGA
Messenger RNA from Trypanosoma grayi, 915 nucleotides. RefSeq names its product putative RNA helicase. The coding region runs from base 1 to 915 and encodes 304 amino acids. The record is from RefSeq and is a predicted model, not a curated record. The transcript has a single exon. NCBI's taxonomy places the organism in Eukaryota, Euglenozoa, Kinetoplastea, Trypanosomatida, Trypanosomatidae.